AUGAAUGGGUUCCCAAACUGCUCUGCCAACCACACCAAGAUCUGGAGUCACUACUUGGUGCUGGCCCUGGGUAUCCCCCAGCUGACCAUCAACGUCGUCUCCAUCAUCUUCAACUGCACCGUCAUCUUCACCCGCCUGGCCACCAGGGACCUGCACAAGCCCAUCUCCAUCCUCUUCUGCAACCUGGCUAUAUCUGACCUCUUCACCAGCUUCUCUGGCUUCUGGAUUUCCAUGCUGUUCAUCACCAACCCCGACAUCACCAUCUUUGGCUCCCAGGAAAUGCUGGCUCCCUACUCCCUGUACACCACGUCCAUCCUGUCCACCAUCUACAACCUCGUGAGCAUCGGCAUCGAGCGCUACCUGGCUGUGGCCGAGAGCAUGAGGACGAGGUUCAGGGUGGCCAGGAACCACUCCAUCGCCGUGGUCUUCAUCAACUGGGUCCUGGCUUUCUUCCUGGGCUGCCUGCCCCUGAUGGGCUGGAACUGCCUGCACGGGGAGAGCAACGUCUCGGUGCUCUACAGCCCCUUCUGCGUCAACUACCUCGUCUUCAUCGCCAUGCCCAACGUGGCCGUGGCCUUCCUCGUGCCCCUCUUCACCUACCUGAGGAUCAUCAUCAUCCUGAGGAAGAGGAAGCUGAGGAUGCAGGCGUGUGGCCAAGCCACGGACACCUACAAGUCGGCAGAGACGCAAGUGGCCAGGACCAGCAUCUCCAUCUGGCUGCUGGCCCUGGUGUCCUACGCGCCGUUCCUGGCCGGCGUCAUCUUCGACGCGGCCAACCAGCGCUGCCACAGCGAGCUGUACCCCGGGGUGUACAUCUUCAGGAACUGCACGGCCAUGCUGAUCACCAUCACCUGCCUGGGCAACCCCGUGCUCUACACGCUGAAGCUCAGGGCGCUGGGGGCCCGGCUGAAGGCGCUGCGCGGCCUCUGGGCCUCCCGCGUGCGGGCCUGCGCCAUCGGCCACGUCUGA
Molecule: messenger RNA, 969 nt
Organism: Onychostruthus taczanowskii (white-rumped snowfinch)
Lineage: Eukaryota; Metazoa; Chordata; Aves; Passeriformes; Passeridae
Product: lysophosphatidic acid receptor 1-like
Exons: 1
Coding region: 1-969 (322 amino acids)
Biological process (GO): G protein-coupled receptor signaling pathway
Cellular component (GO): membrane
Molecular function (GO): G protein-coupled receptor activity
Source: RefSeq, a predicted model, not a curated record